AUGGCUACAGACGAGGGUGCCUCGCCUCGAGAACUGGUCGUGGAGGCCUGCCGCCGAGACCAGCCCCACCUGAUCGAACAAGUGCUGUCCAGUAUGAGCGACAAGACAAAUGAGGAGGUGGCACAAUUUUUCAAUGAGGUGAAAGAUUCAAUGGGAAACUACGCCUUGCAUAUCUGUGCGCAGUACGGCAGUUAUGACGUGGCGGAUGCCCUGUUCGAUAUUCAAUUCUUUGAAUGCGACCCGCUAACCCGAGUGGACAAGGAAACACCGCUGCACAUUGCUGUGCGGUACGCCAACGAGAAGGAUGCAGAAUUGGGCGCGGAGAUGGUGAAAAUGAUGUGUGAAGCCGGGUGUGAUCCCCGCGUGCGGAAUAAACAUGGCCAGAAGCCGUCGGAUCUGGUCUACAAUAAACCCGACAUCAAGUCGGUUCUCCAGCAGGCCGAGUAUAUCAUGGCCGAGGGCCUCCAAAACAACCAGGGGGCGGAGUCCGAGCACGGUAGUGCUAGCGAUAGCGAAUAA
This is a messenger RNA of Penicillium chermesinum, 519 nucleotides long. Its product is annotated as ankyrin repeat-containing protein ANK1. NCBI's taxonomy places the organism in Eukaryota, Fungi, Ascomycota, Eurotiomycetes, Eurotiales, Aspergillaceae. Bases 1 to 519 code for a protein of 172 amino acids. Gene Ontology annotation, molecular function: protein binding. The record is from RefSeq and is a predicted model, not a curated record. The transcript is spliced from 3 exons.